AUGGAUUUAAUAGCAGAGCUAGAAGCGAAUCAACGUUUAUAUGAAAACGGUAAAAUUAAUGAGGAUGAAUAUAAUAAACGUCGAAAGACAAUAUUUGAUAGAUCUGUUGGGUCAGUUGAAAAAAAUAAUUCUGAUUCCGACGGAUAUGCUAAUUAUUUAAGACCUGCUAUAAUAGUAUCUAGUAAACCAAAGAAUACGAAUUUGUACGAAAUUCUUCAAUUAAAUCCCAAUGCAACUGAUGCAGAAAUUAGAUCAAAUUAUAGAAAACUUGCUUCUAAAUAUCAUCCAGAUAAAAAUGGCGGCAUUGAAUCUGAAGAGAUUGAUGAUUUCUAUUUACUUUUAGCCUUAGGAAAUAAAACAUCACUAAACCAUUAUGUUGGAGGUGACGCCUGGCAACCUUAUAUUGGUAACUUGGAAAUUGGCCUUUGGAUGUUCUCAAUUACAGAUAACGGAAAUUCACCAGAAAUAGAACAUAUGACUACGCCUGAACAAAAAUAG
Molecule: messenger RNA, 498 nt
Organism: Racocetra fulgida
Lineage: Eukaryota; Fungi; Glomeromycota; Glomeromycetes; Diversisporales; Gigasporaceae
Source: the annotation of a GenBank genome assembly